Eimeria necatrix is the source of this 558-nucleotide messenger RNA. RefSeq lists its product as hypothetical. The record is from RefSeq and is a predicted model, not a curated record. Bases 1 to 558 code for a protein of 185 amino acids. NCBI's taxonomy places the organism in Eukaryota, Apicomplexa, Conoidasida, Eucoccidiorida, Eimeriidae. The transcript is spliced from 2 exons.
AUGUCCCUGAGCCUUCGCUUCGUCCAAAAGCUGCCGCAGCGCCUCAAUGUGCUGCAGCAGCAGCAGCAGCAGCAGCAGCAGCAGCAGCAGCAGCAGAAUAACGCGGCUGGUAUACUAGCCGCGGCAAACACUGCAGCAGCAGCAGCAGCAGCAGCAGCAGCAGCAGCAGCAGCAGCAGCAGCGGCGGUGCCGAGAGCAGUGGCAGCAGAAGUUCAGAGAGCAGCAGCAGCAGCAGAAGUGUCGAGGGCAGCGGCAGAAGAGCAGCAGCAGCAGCAGCAGAAGUGCAGACAGAAGCAGCAGAAGAGCAGGAAGCAGCAGCAGAAGUGCAGCAGCAGAAGCAGAAGAACGGCAGCAGCAGCAGCAGCAGCAGCAGCAGGCAUGAAGACCAGCAAAAGCAGCAACAGCAGAAAUGGAAAGCAGCAGAAGCAGCAGCAGCAGAAAUGCGGACAGAGCAGCAGCAGCAGCAAAAGCAACAGCAGCAGGAAGGAAGACCAGCAGCAGCACCAGCAGCAGCAGAAAGAUCAGCUGCAGCAGCAGCAGCAGCAGCAGCCACAUUGA